Messenger RNA from Myxocyprinus asiaticus (Chinese sucker), 2833 nucleotides. Its product is annotated as cytochrome P450 2J2-like. Gene Ontology annotation, cellular component: cytoplasm; intracellular membrane-bounded organelle. NCBI's taxonomy places the organism in Eukaryota, Metazoa, Chordata, Actinopteri, Cypriniformes, Catostomidae. The transcript has 9 exons. The record is from RefSeq and is a predicted model, not a curated record. The coding region runs from base 533 to 2011 and encodes 492 amino acids. Gene Ontology annotation, biological process: xenobiotic metabolic process. Gene Ontology annotation, molecular function: heme binding; iron ion binding; oxidoreductase activity, acting on paired donors, with incorporation or reduction of molecular oxygen, reduced flavin or flavoprotein as one donor, and incorporation of one atom of oxygen.
AAAUACUUUUUGAAUGUAACUGUAUUAUAAUUACCAAUGAUUUAAAUUGUAACUGUAGUGGAAUACAGUUACUUAUAUUUUGUAUUUUAAAUACGUAAUCCCGUUACAUGUAUUUUGUUACUCUCCAAUCCUGUAUAUAUAUAUAUAUAUAUUGAUAUUCAUCCUUCCAGUUCAGAGUCAACACUGAACUCAACACACCAUUUAGACUGUACAUUUUUGGGAACAUUUCCCAUCUAAAUUUAGACAUGUCAAGCAGGACUGUUAUGCUGCCUAUGCUGAUAUUAUCCCAUGUCCAUAUCUUCAAACUUAACCUUGUGAUAAAUGCAUGUCUCCAAAGGAUUGAUUGCAAAAACUGUAAUUAUCUUCCUGGAAUGUGGAGUGGCCUAUGUCAUUUCUCUUCACUCCUCCCAUCCAAUUUCUAUAUUUCCCAGUCCUAGACAAAACCACUUAUAAACAUCCAUAAGUUGCAGAGCUCAAAUACUCUGUUGUCCACACAAUCAGACAAAGGGAACCUGCCAUCUCAUUCAACACCAUGAUUCUACACUUCAUAUAUGACAGCAUUGAUUUUAAAAGCUCAGUCAUUUUGAUUUUUGUUUUAUUGAUUCUCGUGGAUAUCAUCAAAAAUAAGAAUCCUCCCAAUUUUCCCCCAGGACCAUGGCCUGUUCCAUUCCUGGGAACUAUCUUCACUAAGAUGGACUUUAAGACCAUGAAUAAGUUGACCGAAGUCUAUGGGAAGAUAUUCAGCGUAAGAGUGGGUAGUCAGAAAAUGGUAAUCGCAUCUGGAUAUAAAAUGGUAAAAGAGGCCCUGAUUGGCCAGAUUGACACCUUUGCUGAUCGUCCAGAUCUCCCUCUGUUUAACAAAACUUUUAAUGGUAUUGGUGUGGCGCUGAGUAACGGACACCCAUGGCACAUGCACAGGAAGUUUACUGUUUCCCAUUUGCGGGCCUUUGGAGAGGGGAAGCAAAGCCUUGAGUUUGGUAUCCAACAAGAGUGUGUCUACCUUUGUGAUGCCUUUAAGGCAGAAAAAGGACCUUUCAAUCCUCUGUUCAUUACAAAUGGUGCUGUCUCAAAUAUCGUCGCCUGCUUGAUACUUGGACACCGCUUUGAGUAUCAUGAUGAAAAUUACCAAAACAUUCUUCGCCUUGACACUGAAUGCAUUAAGUUAACAGGCUAUACAAGAGCACAGCUGUACAAUGUGUGUCCUCGCCUUUUUGACUACUUACCUGGCCCCCACCAAACAAUUUUUGAGAACUAUAGGAAGAUUAAAUGUUUUCUGAGUGGAGAAGUCAGAAAACACAGAGAAGACUGGGACCCUUCAAACCCUCGUGACUAUGUAGACAAUUACCUGGCAGAGAUAAAAAAGAAAGAGAGUGAUCCUGAGGCUGGUUUUAACAUAGACGGAUUAGUGGUGACUUGCCUGGAUCUGAUUGAGGCUGGGACAGAGACUGUUACAACAACAUUACGCUGGGGUCUGCUUUAUAUGAUAAAGUUCCCAGAAAUACAGGAAAAGGUCCAGGAAGAGAUAGACAAGGUUAUUGGACAGUCACGUCAACCUUGCUUUGCUGAUAAAGUUAACAUGCCGUACACUCAUGCUGUUAUCCAUGAGAUACAAAGAUUUGGCAAUGUUCUGCCACUGGGAUUCCCUAAACGAGCAACUAAAGACACCACACUAGGGGGAUACUUCAUUCCUAAGGGGACCUCUAUUACAACAAACCUGUCUUCAGUCCUGCAUGAUCCAGAUGAAUGGGAAACACCAGACACCUUUAACCCAGAACACUUCCUGGAUGAACAUGGCCAGUUUCGGAAGAAAAGUGCUUUCCUACCAUUUUCAGCAGGAAAGAGAGCGUGUUUGGGAGAGCAGCUGGCUCGCAUGGAGCUCUUCAUGUUCUUCACCUCUCUGCUGCAGCAGUUCUCUCUCUCUAAAAGUCCAGACGAGGAACCCAGUUUGGAUGGCGAGAUAUGGUUUACAUAUGCUCCUGCUCCGUACCGCAUUUGUGUGUCACCACGUUAGAGCUUAAGUUAACAUACAGUCCAAUAUAAAGUAAAUUACCAUGAAGUUUUCACAGUGUCUUAAUGAUAAUAAUUUCUUAUGAUGUAUAAAUAAAUAAAUAUACUCUAUGUCACAUACGUUUAUCAAAUGUGUCAUUGCAAAUACACUGCUUGGCCAAAAAAAGUCGCCAUUUGUAUUUAAAUAAGCAGAUACUUAAGUAUGACUGGAUCAUUAUUGCAGUGAUUAAUAUGUUUCAGCUGGCAAUAAUUCUUUUAACCCUAACUGACACAGUGUGUAGCUUCUCAUUUUUUAACAACCAUGUUGGAAUACAGAUCCCGUGGUUGUGGAAAAGAUGUUACUGUGUUUCAGAAGGGGCAAAUUAUUGGCCAGCAUCAAGCAAAGAAAACAACUAAGAAGAUUGCUGAAAUCGCUGCACUGUAAAAAAAAAUCCUGUUGUUUUUACCCCCCGAAAAAACCUGGACGCUGUGGUUGCCAGAAUAAUUAUGUAAAAAAAUACAGUAAAAAUAUAAACAACUUUACAGAACAACCUGUAAACCUGCAUAACCCAUUACUUUUCAUUACAUUUUAUGGGAAUAGUUAUGUUUCUUCUUAUUUUUAAUAUCAGUUACGUACAUUUGGUCAUGCAGGGAAUUGUGGGAAUGCCCAAUUAUAGUUUUUUACUGUAAUUUUAACAAUAAUUUACUGUAAAAAGUACAUGUACUCUCUUGUUAAACAAUGUAAAUUUUUACCAUUAUUAUACAGGAAAAUCAUACUUUUUACAUCUAAAAAAUGUCAUUUCUACAACAUUUUAUUGUAAAAACUACUUUAUUGUCUUUUAAAAUA